GCCCGUACAAAGACUCCGCCCUGAGUGUUUGCGGAAAUAAACCUCCUAUCUUGUGUUGGUUAGCUCUUUUUCAAUGAAAAUACAUUUUAAAAACUGCCGCAAAGGAUAACCCAGAUGUCUAGUCCUCCAACAGAAGAGUUGAUCAAACAGUGGGAAAGCGAGCAGGAGCAGCUGAGGCAGCAGGUGGUGGAGGAGGACACCGAGGACUGGCAGAAGAGUCCAGGCUUCUCCGGCCUGAAGCGGGUUGGUGGCGCAGACCUCUCCUUCAUUAAAGGGGAUGAAGUCAACGCCUGCGCCCAGCUGGUGGUGCUCAGUUACCCCGACUUGAAGGUUUUGUACGAGGACAGUCAAAUGGUGACCCUGACAGCCCCCUAUGUUUCCGGUUUCCUGGCCUUUAGGGAAACUCCUUUCCUCCUGGAGGCGCUGCAGCGAUUGAAGACCACUCAGCCUACACUAAUGCCUCAGGUGGUGUUUGUGGAUGGGAAUGGUCUGUUCCAUUACAGAGAGUUCGGCCUGGCGUGUCAUCUGGGCGUGUUAUCUGGUCUUCCCUGUGUGGGCGUGGCCAAGAACCUGCUGCAGGUGCAGGGCGUGUUUAAAGACCAGCAGCACCAAUCACAAAUUGCUGCUCUGCAAAAAGGAGGAGACAGUUUUCCCCUCACCGUUGCCUCCGGCAAAGUACUCGGAAAGGCUCUGCGAGGCUACGAUAAGAGCUCCAAACCGGUUUACGUCUCUGUGGGUCACAAGAUCAGCCUGGAAACAGCUGUCCGCCUCACACACUCCUGCUGCCGCUACCGAGUACCUGAGCCUAUCAGACAG
Cyprinodon tularosa is the source of this 816-nucleotide messenger RNA. Its product is annotated as endonuclease V-like. NCBI's taxonomy places the organism in Eukaryota, Metazoa, Chordata, Actinopteri, Cyprinodontiformes, Cyprinodontidae. Gene Ontology annotation, biological process: DNA repair. The record is from RefSeq and is a predicted model, not a curated record. Gene Ontology annotation, molecular function: single-stranded RNA binding; RNA endonuclease activity producing 5'-phosphomonoesters, hydrolytic mechanism. The transcript is spliced from 7 exons. Gene Ontology annotation, cellular component: nucleolus; cytoplasm. The annotation marks the transcript as partial.